AUGAUUUGCGACCAGAUCACACAGUCGGAGUACUUGACAGCAGAAGGAGCCUUGCGUUUGGGCCUCAUUGCUUAUCGUGAUCACCCGCCACAGGACCAUGUGUAUAUCGUCAAAAACUUUGGCUUUACCACUUCUGUGUUACAAAUGAAAGAAAACUUGAAUAGCCUCUUCGCCGCAGGCGGUGGUGAUGGACCUGAGGCCACGACUGCCGCGCUCAAAGCUGCCACAGAUUUGGAUUGGCGGCCAAGCGCUUCUAAAAUGGCUAUUCUCAUUACAGAUGCACCACCUCAUGGGAUUGGAGAGUAUGGUGAUGGCUUCCCUAACGGCUCGCCAGAUGGCCAAGAUCCCAUCGUACUUGCGCGCAAAAUGUCAGCGAUGGGCAUCCCCCUCUUUGUCGUCGCCUGUGAGCCUGCACUUUCUGGAUACCAACAUGCUGUGGACUUUUACCAUGGCCUAGUCAGCAUAACGGGCGGCAUGACAGUACCGUUAACAACCGCGUCUCUUUUAAGUCAUGUGGUCAUUGCCGCCGCAGGCGAAGUCAUGGACUUGGAUCGCCUGCACCGCGAAUUGGGUGACUCGGUCUUGGAGCGUAUGAAGGGCCUAAGCUUGCAUUUGGACGAGCAGGAAACCAACGAUCCUUCUUCGGCGAUGAUGCGACUAGUAGAUCAGGUCUCAUCUGAGCUUCAUGAGAAGUUGUUAUUGCGGAAUGAAAAUACUAAGCAGCUCAUCAUUGAAAGCAUCUACCGUGAAAGCGAGGAAUCUGCUCACAAUAUUCGUGUGUGGUCGCAAGCACCCGAUGUGUUCUCUGCCCGCCCCCAUAUUCGUAAAGUGAUCGGAUCGCGCCUAAGUCAAAAGUUUUUGGACAUGCGUCGAGCCAGUCACGCUGGCAAAGCAUGGCACCCGGUGCCACGAAUUAUGCCUGCUGCGUCAAGCAUCCACACCACGCCAACCCCCUCGCGAAACAUGCUGCAAGAUUUUCAGGCCUUCGAGGCGAAUCCGGAGCUGCGCAUGCAGACGUCAGGCACGCCACAUCAGGCACGUUUGAAUGACCAAUCCUAUCGCACAUCAUCCAUGGAUAUGGACGACGAUGACGAUGGCGAUGGAUAUGGGGAUGAUGCUUUCAUGACGGAUGACGAUGUGCUAGCCUCUGAAGCGGCUGCUGACAAUGAAAUCCGCUUUGAAGGCGACGAUGGUCAAACUCUCGCCCUCCGGCACGAUGCCAUCUCCUGGUCUCAAGCACGUCGACUCGCCAUGCAGAGUUUAUCUCGUGCGCCAUAG
This is a messenger RNA of Malassezia restricta, 1278 nucleotides long. Its product is annotated as Elongation factor-2 kinase. The transcript is spliced from 3 exons. Lineage: Eukaryota; Fungi; Basidiomycota; Malasseziomycetes; Malasseziales; Malasseziaceae. The record is from RefSeq and is a predicted model, not a curated record. Gene Ontology annotation, molecular function: protein serine/threonine kinase activity. The coding region runs from base 1 to 1278 and encodes 425 amino acids. Gene Ontology annotation, cellular component: cytoplasm. Gene Ontology annotation, biological process: peptidyl-threonine phosphorylation.